Messenger RNA from Mangifera indica (mango), 5297 nucleotides. RefSeq names its product ARF guanine-nucleotide exchange factor GNOM. Gene Ontology annotation, molecular function: guanyl-nucleotide exchange factor activity. Gene Ontology annotation, biological process: regulation of ARF protein signal transduction. Lineage: Eukaryota; Viridiplantae; Streptophyta; Magnoliopsida; Sapindales; Anacardiaceae. Bases 287 to 4681 code for a protein of 1464 amino acids. The transcript has 3 exons. The record is from RefSeq and is a predicted model, not a curated record.
UUUGCGGAAGAAGACAAAACUUGAGGGGUUUUCUCGUAAUGUUCCCCCUCUACUUUGAUUUUCUCUGCUCUGUCUCAGAGCACUCGGGAGCGUCACUUUCUUUCCCUUGUUCUAUCAUAAUUUUUAAUUUUUCUUCCUGUUUUACUUUUCUCUCCUCCGACUGGCGUUCCGAAGGAGAGAUCUCAGUCGUUCGAUCCAUCAAGGAUAUGCUUUGACUUCUCUGCAGAGCAGAUGAUAUAAUAUAUAGCUUAGAAUUUAGUUUCAGUACAGACAAUAUUGUACAAAAAUGGGGCGUCUAAAGCUGCAGUCUGGAAUCAAGGCAAUUGAGGAAGAACCUGAGGACUUUGAUGCUACUUAUUCAAACAAAGCUACUUUAGCAUGCAUGAUUAAUUCAGAAGUAGGCUCUGUAUUGGCAGUCAUGAGGAGAAAUAGAAAUGUAAGAUGGGGGGGUCAGUAUAUGUCUGGAGAUGAUCAGCUAGAAAACUCCUUGCUCCAGUCUCUGAAGACAUUACGGAAACAAAUCUUCUCAUGGCAUCAUCCAUGGCAUACCAUCAACCCUGCUGUGUAUCUCCAGCCGUUUUUAGAUGUGAUUCGAUCGGAUGAGACUGGUGCACCAAUCACUGGUAUUGCUUUGUCAUCAGUCUACAAGAUCUUAACGGUUGAUGUGAUCAAUCAAGAUACUAUUAAUGUUGAAGAGGCUAUGCACUUGGUAGUAGAUGCUGUAACUAGUUGCCGCUUUGAAGUGACUGAUCCUGCAUCAGAAGAAGUGGUGCUGAUGAAGAUACUUCAGGUUCUUCUGGCUUGUAUGAAAAGCAAAGCAUCUGUCGUGUUGAGUAAUCAGCAUGUUUGUACCAUUGUAAACACUUGUUUUCGUAUAGUUCAUCAAGCAGGAUCAAAAGGUGAGUUGUUACAACGCAUAGCUCGUCACACGAUGCAUGAGCUUGUUAGGCGUAUUUUUUCACACCUUCCAGAUAUUGGUAACACAGAGCAUGCAUUGGUCAAUGGAGUUGCUGUUGUUAAGCAGGAGAUUGGUGGGGUAGAUAAUGAUUAUGCGUGUGGAAGCAAGCAAAUGGAGAAUGGCAAUGGUAACUCUGAAUAUGAUGGUCAACAGUCCUCAGCAAAUUUUGUUUCUGCUACAGGUGUGAUAGCUAAUGUAUUGGAUGAAAAUACAAUUGGGGCUGGCACCGGAAAGGAGGCUUUUUCAUAUGAUUUGCAUCUCAUGACUGAGCCAUAUGGAGUCCCUUGCAUGGUGGAGAUAUUUCACUUUCUUUGCUCUUUAUUAAAUGCUUCAGAGCAUAUGGCAACGGGUUUGAGGUCUAAUACUUUAGCAUUUGAUGAAGAUGUGCCGCUUUUUGCCUUGGGCUUGAUUAACUCAGCCAUAGAAUUGGCUGGUCCUGCCAUUCGCUUUCACCCAAGAUUAUUGAGUUUGAUUCAAGAUGAAUUAUUUCGUAACCUUAUGCAAUUUGGUUUAUCCAUGAGCCCACUUAUUCUUUCAAUGGUAUGUAGCAUCGUGCUCAACCUGUAUCACCAUCUCUGCACUGAAUUGAAACUACAGCUUGAGGCUUUCUUUUCCUGUGUUAUUUUGCGGCUUGCACAAAGCAGAUAUGGGGCUUCAUAUCAGCAGCAGGAGGUUGCCAUGGAAGCUCUUGUUGAUUUUUGCAGACAGAAAACAUUCAUGGUGGAGAUGUAUGCUAACUUGGAUUGUGACAUAACCUGCAGCAAUGUUUUUGAAGACCUAGCUAAUUUGUUGUCAAAAAGUGCAUUUCCAGUGAACUGUCCUUUGUCUGCAAUGCACAUCCUUGCUUUGGAUGGUCUGAUUGCUGUUAUACAGGGAAUGGCUGAGAGGAUAGGCAAUGGAUUACUAAGUUUGGAGCAUGCUCCAGUAACUCUUGAAGAAUAUACCCCGUUCUGGAUGGUGAAGUGUGACAACUAUAGUGAUCCUAAUCAUUGGGUUCCAUUUGUCCGCCGGAGAAAGUAUAUCAAGAGAAGGUUAAUGAUUGGAGCUGAUCAUUUUAACCGUGACCCGAAGAAAGGAUUAGAGUUUCUCCAAGGAACACAUCUUUUGCCUGACAAACUUGAUCCCCAAAGUGUUGCUUGCUUUUUUAGGUACACUGCUGGGUUAGAUAAGAACCUUGUCGGUGAUUUCCUAGGAAAUCAUGAUGAGUUUUGUGUUCAAGUUCUUCAUGAAUUUGCCGGGACUUUUGAUUUCCAAGACAUGAAUCUGGAUACUGCUCUGCGGUUAUUCUUGGAAACUUUUCGGCUGCCAGGAGAAUCACAAAAGAUACAAAGGGUGCUUGAGGCAUUCUCUGAGAGAUAUUACGAGCAAUCACCGCAGAUUCUAGUAAACAAGGAUGCUGCACUUUUAUUAUCGUAUUCACUUAUAAUGCUUAAUACCGAUCAGCAUAAUGUACAGGUGAAGAAAAAGAUGACAGAAGAGGAUUUUAUUAGGAAUAAUAGGCAUAUCAAUGGAGGCAGCGAUCUACCACGAGAUUUCCUAUCAGAACUUUACCAUUCUAUUUGCAAGAAUGAGAUUCGCACAACUCCAGAGCAAGGUGCUGGUUUCCCUGAAAUGACCCCAAGCCGUUGGAUUGAUUUAAUGCACAAGUCUAAGAAAACAGCUCCAUUUAUUGUAGCUGAUUGCAGAGCCUACCUUGACCAUGAUAUGUUUGCAAUAAUGUCAGGCCCAACAAUUGCUGCUAUCUCUGUUGUAUUUGAUCAUGCAGAACAUGAAGAAGUUUACCAAACAUGUAUUGAUGGAUUCUUAGCUGUUGCCAAAAUUUCGGCGUGCCAUCAUCUUGAAGAUGUUCUGGAUGACCUUGUUGUGUCCUUAUGUAAGUUUACAACUCUCCUGAAUCCGUCAUCUGUUGAGGAACCUGUGCUGGCCUUUGGUGAUGACACGAAAGCCAGGAUGGCAACCGUCACUGUUUUCACAAUUGCAAAUAGGUAUGGGGACUAUAUUCGCACAGGUUGGAGAAAUAUUCUUGAUUGUAUCUUACGAUUGCACAAGCUCGGUCUUCUUCCUGCUCGAGUGGCCAGUGAUGCAGCUGAUGAAUCUGAGCUUUCUUCUGACCCUAGUCAUGGGAAGCCUCUUACGAACUCUUUGUCUUCAGCCCAUAUGCCACCCAUGGGAACUCCAAGAAGAUCUUCUGGAUUGAUGGGCCGGUUCAGUCAGCUCUUAUCUCUUGACACAGAGGAGCCAAGAUCACAACCUACUGAGCAACAACUAGCUGCUCAUCAACGUACCCUUCAAACAAUUCAAAAAUGCCAUAUUGACAGUAUAUUUACAGAGAGUAAGUUUUUGCAAGCUGAAUCCUUAUUGCAACUUGCGAGAGCACUCAUUUGGGCUGCAGGGAGACCCCACAAAGGGAACAGCUCUCCUGAGGAUGAAGAUACCGCCGUCUUUUGCCUAGAGUUGCUGAUUGCGAUUACCCUGAACAACCGAGACAGGAUUGUGCUUCUGUGGCAGGGUGUUUAUGAGCACAUAGCAAGUAUUGUUCAAUCAACUGUGACGUCUUGUGCCUUGGUAGAAAAGGCUGUUUUUGGACUUCUCCGAAUUUGUCAGCGGCUGCUUCCCUAUAAGGAGAAUCUGGCUGAUGAACUUUUGAGGUCCUUGAAUCUUGUCUUGAAGCUUGAUGCUCGGGUAGCUGAUACAUAUUGUGAGCAGAUUACUCAGGAAGUUAGUCGCCUUGUGAAAGCCAAUGCUACUCAUAUCAGAUCCCAAAUGGGGUGGCGCACAAUCACAUCUCUACUUUCCAUCACAGCACGGCACACAGAAGCUUCUGAAGUAGGAUUUGAUGCACUGUUGUUCAUCAUGUCAGAUGGAGCCCACUUGGUGCCGGCAAAUUAUGUUCUUUGUGUAGAUGCCUCAAGGCAGUUUGCUGAAUCUCGUGUUGGACAGGCAGAGCGAUCUGUGCGUGCAUUAGAUCUUAUGGCUGAUUCUGUUGAUUGUUUAGCAAGAUGGAGUCAUGAGGCCAAGGAAGCAAUGGGGGAGGAUGAAGCAGCAAAAUUGUCUCAGGAUAUAGGGGAUAUGUGGCUACGACUUGUGCAAGGACUCAGAAAAGUUUGUUUGGAUCAGAGAGAAGAUGUUAGAAACCAUGCUCUUCUAUCAUUGCAGAAGUGCUUGACAGGAGUAGAUGAGAUCCACCUUUCACACAGUUUGUGGCUACAGUGUUUUGAUAUGGUAAUCUUCACAAUGCUCGAUGACUUGCUUGAAAUAGCUCAGGGACAUUCUCAAAAAGACUACCGAAACAUGGAAGGGACACUUAUCUUAGCCAUGAAGCUGCUAUCAAAAGUGUUUUUACAGUUGCUCCAUGACCUCUCACAGUUGUCAACAUUCUGCAAACUAUGGCUUGGGGUCCUUAGCCGAAUGGAAAAAUAUAUGAAAGUAAAAGUGAGAGGUAAAAAAAAUGAGAAGCUUCUGGAAAUAGUUCCUGAUCUCCUUAAGAAUACUCUACUUGUAAUGAAGACAAGGGGAGUGCUUGUACAGAGAGGUGCAUUAGGAGGAGAUAGCUUAUGGGAACUUACAUGGCUACACAUGAAUAACAUUGUUCCAACUUUGCAAUCUGAGGUAUUCCCUGAUCAAGAUUCAGAGCAGUCACAAAAUAGGCAGAGUGAAGCAGUUGGAGGUUUGGUGUCUGAUCAGAUGACGUCUGUUCCAUCAAAUGAAACCUUGGCUUCAUAAGGUGCUAUACAAUGAGGUUAACAUAGCAUACAGUGCACGAGUAGCUGAAUUGAUUAGCUGUUGGAUGUUGUAAUGGUUCAUGAAAUGAUUGCUCUAUUACUGUUUUUGUUGGCUUUCUGUGCCUCUGUUAUUGGAUAUUCAUCAGAUUAUGGCAAGGAUCACCAAUGAUCACUAUUAAUACUUGAUGGAACAUCUUGAGGCAAAUGAGAGAUGAAAGAACGGAAUCAACGCGGUGAAGGGUUGUGAUCUUAAAGAACAGGAUGGCUUGGUUAAUCUUAAGAUGCCCCUUAUCUUUUGGUAAGUGUGUGUUCUCUUCGUUGCGUCAGUUGAACCUUCCCUAAAUGUACCAUCCGUAUCUAAAGUUCAGAUUUGUAUGAAAAUAUUAUAGUUCUCUAGGCUUCUUUCAUAGGGCAUUACGUUCUGGGAGGGUUCAAAUGACUUGAUUUUGUUAUUAUAAAAAUUCUGAAGGUAAGACAUUUACUAGUCUUUUGCCCUAGAGAAUUAGCCUGUAUGGUCGUAUUUGGUUUGCCAAUUGAUGCACGUCUCAUUGUAGAUGCUGUAAUUCUGUUAGUGGAUUUGAUUGAUAUGAGAUUGAUGUGCUCUAUUUUGGCUUUGA